AGGUAUAUAUUACACUCCUCUUCCCCGUUCUCACCAUCCAAACCCACAAACACACUCAGACCCUUCAAACCUCUCACACCCAACACAGAGAGCAUAAAUGGGUUCCGAAUCAUUGGUCCAUGUUUUCUUGGUUUCCUUCAUCGGCCAAGGCCAUGUGAACCCACUCCUCCGCCUGGGGAAGCGCCUCGCUUCCAAGGGCCUCCUCGUCACCUUCUGCACCGCCGAAUGCGUCGGCAAGGAAAUGCGCAAGUCCAACGGCAUCACCGACGAGCCAAAACCAGUCGGAGAUGGAUUCAUCCGCUUCGAAUUCUUCGAAGACAGAUGGGCCGAGGACGAGCCCAUGCGUCAGGACUUGGACUUGUAUCUCCCGCAGCUCGAGCUGGUCGGGAAGGAAGUCAUUCCUGAAAUGAUCAAGAAAAACGCGGAGCAAGGUCGCCCUGUCUCGUGCCUCAUCAACAACCCCUUCAUCCCUUGGGUGUGUGACGUGGCUGAGAGUUUAGGGAUUCCUUCGGCUAUGCUUUGGGUCCAAUCCGCUGCUUGUCUCGCUGCCUACUAUCACUACUACCAUGGCUUGGUCCCCUUUCCUUCGGAAUCAGACAUGUUUUGCGAUGUUCAGAUUCCAUCUAUGCCUCUGUUGAAGUACGAUGAGGUGCCCAGCUUCUUGUACCCUACUACCCCCUACCCGUUUUUGAGGAGGGCAAUAUUGGGGCAGUACAGGAACUUGGACAAGCCCUUCUGCAUAUUGAUGGACACUUUCCAAGAGCUUGAGAGCGAGAUCAUCGAGUACAUGUCUCGUUUGUGCCCGAUCAAGGCAGUCGGUCCUCUAUUCAAGAACCCAAAAGCCCAAAACGCCGUCCGCGGUGACUUCAUGAAGGCCGAUGACUCUAUCAUCGGCUGGCUCGACACCAAGCCUAAAUCAUCUGUCGUGUACAUCUCGUUCGGUAGUGUGGUUUACUUGAAGCAGGAGCAAGUGGAUGAGAUUGCUCACGGCUUGUUGAGCUCCGGAGUUUCCUUCAUUUGGGUGAUGAAGCCCCCACACCCUGAUUCCGGCUUUGAACUUCUGGUUCUGCCGGAAGGGUUUUUGGAAAAGGCAGGAGACAGAGGCAAAGUUGUCCAAUGGAGCCCACAAGAGAAGAUUUUGGAGCACCCUUCGACAGCUUGCUUUGUGACUCAUUGCGGGUGGAACUCAACUAUGGAGGCACUCACCUCGGGAAUGCCCGUGGUUGCAUUCCCACAAUGGGGUGACCAAGUGACCGACGCCAAGUACCUGGUGGAUGAAUUUAAGGUGGGUGUGAGAAUGUGCCUUGGAGAGGCUGAAGACAGAGUAAUCCCUAGGGAAGAGGUAGAGAAGUGCUUGCUCGAGGCAACCUCCGGGCCCAAGGCGGUGGAGAUAAAGCAAAACGCCUUGAAGUGGAAGGCCGCGGCUGAGGCGGCCUGCUCCGAGGGAGGAUCAUCGGACAGGAACCUCCAGGCCUUUGUCGACGAGGUUAGGAGAAUCAGCGCUUCCCUUAACAGUAAGUCAACAACUGUGGAUUAUGUCAAGUCAAAGAUCAAUGGGGUUGCGGAGUAUGUUGAGUCAAAGCUGAAUGGAAAGGCUGCACCAGUUGAGGCAAAGGCUAAUGGAAUCGCCGAAGUCGACGAGUCGAAGCCCAUCAAUGGGAAGGUUGAAAUCGCCGAGUCGAAGCUCAUCAAUGGAAAGGUUGAAAUCGCCGAGUCGAAGCCCAUCAAUGGAAAGGUUGAACUGGUUGAGGCGUAAGGCUAAGGGGGUGGUUCUGGCUAAUAUAUUCUACAGAAUUAGUAUGGAAUAACUGAAAUACCAUCAGAUGUGGUAUGCGUUAUUUACAUUUUUUUUUUCUCUCUCUUUUUGAUCUUUUUUAUGUUAUUUUAUUUUUAUUGUGGUCUAUAAUAGGCGUCUAGGGAUCAGGUACUGUGGAUGCCUCUUCUUUGUAAUUUAAUUUUGUAUCUCGGAAUGUAACUCAUUUAUUCUAAUUACUCUUCUUCUCUAGC
Molecule: messenger RNA, 2007 nt
Organism: Rosa rugosa (rugosa rose)
Lineage: Eukaryota; Viridiplantae; Streptophyta; Magnoliopsida; Rosales; Rosaceae
Product: cinnamate beta-D-glucosyltransferase
Exons: 1
Coding region: 98-1756 (552 amino acids)
Molecular function (GO): UDP-glycosyltransferase activity
Source: RefSeq, a predicted model, not a curated record